GGGCGAGGGAGGCUCGUGCCUGGAACAAGCCUUCUAAGCCUUUGCCAUUCCUCUUGCGAAGGCCAUGGCUUCUUCUCUUAUUCUCGUCCUGGUCUCUUCCCUUGCCUUCCUCUCCUGCAUUUCAGAGGCCCGGACCUAUCCUCCCAUAGUGGACGGCCUUUCUUUCACCUUUUACGAGUCCACCUGCCCCAACGCUGAGUCCAUUAUCCGAAACUUCCUCACGACGGCCUUCAAGAGCGACAUCGGCCUCGCCGCCGGCCUCCUCCGCAUCCACUUCCAUGACUGCUUCGUUCAGGGGUGCGAUGGGUCGAUUUUGCUGGACGGGACGGCGAGCGAUCCAAGCGAGAAGGACGAGCCGCCCAACCUGACGCUCCGGAAGACGGCCUUCAAAGCCAUCAACGACGUCAAGGCUCUUCUGGACCGGGCUUGUGGGCGGGUCGUCUCCUGUGCCGACAUUGCUGCCUUAGCCGCCCGUGACUCAGUCUACUUGUCCGGCGGCCCCAAGUACGAGGUGCCUCUAGGCCGGCGCGAUGGCCUCACGUUCGCCAAUCGGUCCGCCACCAUCGCCGGCCUCCCAGCCCCCACCUCCAACGUCACCACACUCCUCACUGUCCUCAACAAGAUUAACCUCGAUACCACCGACCUCGUCGCUCUCUCCGGCGGCCACACCAUCGGCCUUGCGCAUUGCACCUCCUUCACCAACCGCCUCUUCCCCUCCCAGGACCCCAUCAUGAACCAGUACUUCGCCAAGAACCUCUACCUCACCUGCCCGGCCGCCAACACGGACAACACCACCGUCAACGACAUCCGAUCCCCGAACACCUUCGACAACAAGUACUACGUCGACCUCUUGAACCGGGAGGGGCUCUUCACGUCGGACCAGGACCUGUACUCCGACCAGAGGACCAAGUCUCUUGUCACCAGCUUUGCCAUCAACCAGUCUCUCUUCUUUGAACAGUUCGUGUACUCCAUCGUCAAGAUGGGCGAGCUGAGCGUGCUUACCGGUGACCAGGGGGAGAUCAGAGCCAACUGCUCGGCUCGCAACCCAGAUACCAAGUUCUUGUGGUCUGUGGUGGAUGAUGAAGAGGGUGAGAAGCUGGCGUACUAGAUCAGAUUCUAGGACAAGUUGCAAGGUUUGUGUCUGUGUUUUGUGGAAUUGACUGUCCAACAAUAAAUCGCCGUGACAGUGAGUAUGCCUGUUUAGCUCCAGUUGUAAGCUUAUAAAGAAAGUUUAGUAAAUCCUUACAUAGUUCAAAGAUUCGACUUUCAUGUCCUGAUUCUAUAGAUAACUUCAGCUUCCUUGCA
Molecule: messenger RNA, 1305 nt
Organism: Phoenix dactylifera (date palm)
Lineage: Eukaryota; Viridiplantae; Streptophyta; Magnoliopsida; Arecales; Arecaceae
Product: cationic peroxidase SPC4-like
Biological process (GO): response to oxidative stress; hydrogen peroxide catabolic process
Molecular function (GO): heme binding; peroxidase activity
Source: RefSeq, a predicted model, not a curated record